GUACCAAGGCUAGACACAAUUUCCAUCGAGCGACUCAGCGAGGGCGCGGUGCUGUUCUUGUACAAUCAACCUAAGAUCGCCAAUGCUUUUACCCUACGGCAAUGGGUUGAUAUGCGGGUCGCGCUAGAGUGGGCCAGGGACGAACCUGAGAUCAAGGUCAUCGUGCAGUACGUUCUCACACGCAGUAAGGCGUGGUAUACUAUAUAUGCUGACAUGUUCUUGCCCAGGGGUGGAAAAGGGAAGCACUAUUCUGCAGGCACGCUCAUCGGUUACCCGAAAAUCCUCGUCGCCGCCGUCCAUGGGGCUAGUAUCGGUUGGGGCUGUACGCAGCUCUUUAAUUUUGACUUGGUCUAUGCGCAUCCUUCCGCAUUCUUCCAGACCCCGUUCGUAUCACUCGGAAUUGUUCCCGAAGGUGCAUCAUCCUAUUCGUUCCCGAAAGUGAUGGGCCGACAGCAUGCGAACCGGCUGCUAGUUGAAGGUGACCGCAUACCGGCGCAAGAUAUGUAUGUGUCAGGUCUAGUGACCAAGGUUAUUGAGUCGGGAAGUGUGGAAGAAUUCCACAAAGCUGUUUGUGCGAAGGCAAAGAAGAUUGCCGAGAACUCGGCGGAGAGCUUGAGGUUGACAAAGAAACUUGUC
Messenger RNA from Eremomyces bilateralis CBS 781.70, 636 nucleotides. RefSeq names its product ClpP/crotonase. The transcript has 2 exons. The annotation marks the transcript as partial. Lineage: Eukaryota; Fungi; Ascomycota; Dothideomycetes; Eremomycetales; Eremomycetaceae. The record is from RefSeq and is a predicted model, not a curated record.